UAAUGUCACAACAACUAAAUUUGUUCGCUGUCGUUUUUAUGUGUUCGUGUUAUUUAUUUCAUUUCAUUCGUUUUUUCAGAAUUUCUGAAAGUAGUCUUAAUUUCAGUGCCGGUUAAACUGAACUUUGAUUUCUCAUAUAAAAAAAAGCAAUAUUCCAAACAAUAAUAAUUGUCACGAUUGUCAGAGCCUAAGUUUGAAAUCAAGAUGAGUAACGACAGGAAUGUAAUAUUAGUAACGGGAGGCUCGGGUCUAGUUGGACAAGCAAUCAAAUCUAUUGUGGAAGAGGAAAAACUACAGAGAAUUGAAGGGUCUUUGAAUGAAAGUUGGAUUUUCUGUGGUUCAAAAGAUGGUGAUUUGAGGAAUAAACAACAAACGGAAGCAUUGUUUGACAAGUAUCAGCCAACACAUGUAAUACACCUAGCUGCAAUGGUGGGAGGACUAUUCCACAAUAUGGCACAUAACUUGGACUUCUUUAGGGAAAACAUGGCGAUAAAUGACAAUGUUCUAGAAGCAAGCCACAAACAUGGUGUGAAAAAAGUAGUCUCAUGUUUGUCCACAUGCAUCUUUCCUGAUAAAACCACGUACCCCAUAGAUGAAACCAUGGUACACAACGGUCCACCUCACACUUCAAACUAUGGUUACAGUUACGCCAAAAGAAUGAUUGAUGUUCUUAACAGGGGUUAUCAUGAGCAACACGGUAGCAUGUUCACAUCAGUAAUACCAUGCAACGUGUUCGGUCCACACGACAACUUCAGUCUGGUCUCGAGCCACGUGAUACCCGCGCUGAUUAGAAGAAUGGACGACGCUAUGCAGAAAGGUGAGCCCACAUUCACAGUGAUGGGCAGUGGGAAACCACUUCGGCAGUUCAUAUACUCCCUGGACCUCGCGAGGCUGUUCAUCUGGGUGCUCAGACAUUAUGAGAGCAUUGAACCAAUUAUAUUAUCAGUGAACGAAGAGGACGAAGUGACAAUCGGUGCUGUGGCAGAGGCCAUAAAGAAGGCACACGGCUACCAGGGGCAGAUAGUGUACGACACGACCAAAGCGGACGGCCAGUACAAGAAAACCGCGUCGAAUAAGAAGCUACGUUCGUUGUACAAAGACUUCAAGUUUACACCAUUCGAGACCGCGAUACAGGACACCGUGGCGUGGUUCAAAAGUAACAGGGAGAUUGCGAGGAUAUAAAACUAAUGCACGGUAAAGUGAUUAUUACGAUUAGUGAAU
This is a messenger RNA of Galleria mellonella (greater wax moth), 1221 nucleotides long. It is a transcript of the gene Gmer, whose product is annotated as GDP-L-fucose synthase. The transcript is spliced from 8 exons. Gene Ontology annotation, biological process: nucleotide-sugar biosynthetic process. The record is from RefSeq and is a predicted model, not a curated record. Gene Ontology annotation, molecular function: GDP-L-fucose synthase activity. Lineage: Eukaryota; Metazoa; Arthropoda; Insecta; Lepidoptera; Pyralidae. Bases 205 to 1182 code for a protein of 325 amino acids.